Messenger RNA from Triticum aestivum (bread wheat), 1008 nucleotides. Its product is annotated as protein SRC2-like. Lineage: Eukaryota; Viridiplantae; Streptophyta; Magnoliopsida; Poales; Poaceae. Gene Ontology annotation, biological process: defense response. The transcript has a single exon. The coding region runs from base 73 to 645 and encodes 190 amino acids. The record is from RefSeq and is a predicted model, not a curated record.
GCAGGUAGGCAACAACGCACGAGCAGAACCGCGACGCGAUCGAGUGAUCGAGUGCACGGUCGGUCGGUGAUCAUGGCGAGCAGGACGGUGGAUGUCACCCUUGUCUCCGCGAGGGAUCUCAGGGACGUCAACCUCGUCUCCAAGAUGGAGGUCUACGCGAUCGUCUACAUCGCCGGCGACCCCAUCUCCCGGGAGCGGGUCCUCGCCGACCGCACCGGCGGCCGCAACCCCACCUGGAACGCCACUGUCCGCGUCACGGUCCCAGCCUCCGGCUCCGGCAGCGGCGCUCUGCGCGUGCUCCUCCGCACAGAGCGCCCCCUCGGCGACCGUGACGUGGGCGAGGUGAUCCUCCCGCUUACCGAGAUCCUAGCCGGCGCCGGCGACGAGCCAACUGGCGCCACGCAAGGCGCCUACAAGGUGCGCAAGGUCGGCUCUAGCAAGGUUCACGGCGUGCUCAACCUCUCCUAUAAGCUCGGAGGAGUCAUCCACCCACCCGCCGGCCAGUACCAGCAGGUGGGAGCGACGGGGUACCUGGCGGCAGCCGCUGCGCCGUACGCGUCUGCUCCGCCGCCGGAGCAGCUCAGCUACCCGUACCCGUGCCCACCCCCGACAAUGGUUCGGCCGCUGCGCAUCAGCAGCCGGUAAAAGCGCGGCGAUACCGGAAAGAAAUAAAGCGCGCGCGGCGCGGCAAACCACUCUUGCAGUGGCAUGGCAUGGCAACCUUUGCUCUGUUCUGCUCCGCUGAUACAGAGAAAUGGUGGCUUGGUGAGUGGGUUAGCCACUACCCACUUGUGGAGCAACGGCGAAAUGCUGUGUACCAGUAAAUCUUAACGAAAUGUAUAAUAUCCGCAGCAACUUUUUGUAUGCUGCGUACUAACUAAUAAAUCUGAACGGACUAUGUUGUAUCAAUAUUAAAAUGAAAGACUCGCAUGGAAACAUGUGGUUAGCAAAAUCAAAAUUCAUAUAAAUUUUUUUAAUAUUCAAAAUGAAUGUUGGUUUAUAUUAUAU